AAAAAUAAUUCGAUCUUUGUAGGACUCAAACAUCUUUUUAUAACCAUGCACAUUAAGAUCCCGAUAUUGCUCCGACUCUCCUCUGCUUUUGAGAGUGUGGCGUCUGUCUUCCUUAACCAAAGCUUCCGAAUAAGAUGGAUUUUGCAUCUUGCGCGAUUUUUAAGAGCCGAAGCAGAACAGUUCCGAAUUCUCUUUUAUUGAUGCGAACACAAAGAAAUUAUUACAAAGAACAGGGAUAAUACGAGUCUUGAUGUCAUACCAUGAGCACUGCACGUAUCUGAGUGAGGAAGGAGACGAUGGCCGUGGAUGUGCUUGUCGAGCUCAUACCGACACCAUCUCUCCUUUAAUUGGAAGCAUGACGCACGGCACAGCAGAGACCCCCCUCCAUGGCCGGUCAACAAGGCAAACAAGAGCUACUGCGGCUUCGGUUCCCUCUGUGAUGUCCAAAGGGAUACCCUGGGCUCCAGUUUCUGCGGCUCUCGCUUUAGAAUGUGUGGAGGUGAGCGGCAGACAACGGCCGCGCUCGUACGGUAGGGACAACCAUACAUGCUGUCCAAUCACUGGAGCAGAUGGUGCAUAUGGACUGUAGCUGAAGGAAACAACUCCAUGGAGAUAAGGCCAUGCAUAGUUAGUUAAUGGCUUGGCUAACCCUCAGAUGUAUUGCAUUUACCACUUGAUUUGGAGUUGCAGUCCAUGUUCUCCUCUUUCAUUGGCAAAUACAUAGAUGGCAUGAAGGAUGAGGCAACCGAAGACAGCUUUUCUCCGACACAUUCCGUGUCGAGAGCUGAGAGAAGAACGCUCACGUUCGACAGCAACUGCAUUUAUAUCUUGAGACCAGCCCAUUAAUGUGCAUCGCUUCUUCAGGCAGCAGCAGGACCAAAGAAGGUUCGGCAGGUCAUUGCCUGGCUUGUGUUGCUGAUGUUUUCAUCAUGAAAUCGUCGUCUUCCUCGUCGGUCUUACGGAGAUGACAAAGUGACGAUGACCGAACCUAAUUAAACGCCUUCCUGCUGUUGAAGAGAUAGCGAUCUUGAUAUUUGGGAUUCCCGCACAGUGCGUGUGCAGCGUUCUCCACAUGAUCCUAUGCUGAGCACACCGUUCUCAUUGGAUAACAAACAUGAGGAUCUAAGCAUUAUUUUGUGGGUCUCUCUCCGUCCAGAAUCCUCAACAGUGCAAUACUGUUGAUCAUAAGACCCACAGCCAUUGAAAAACCACCAUGCCAAUAACCUCACUUGGCCUCCAGUAUUCUUUAAGAACCAUCACUCGCAUCUACUAUGCAGGAGUCAACACCUGCAUGCCUUCCCAAGCAUGAAUCACCUCCAGGAGAAGUCAUUCGACAGCUGGAAUGAAUCCGACGACCUCGACGUGUUCGAGGCGACGCGGUACUUCUCCGGUGCAAUCGAUGGCACGGGCCUGCAGGUAGGUGGAUUUGGCUCCCAUGGAGCUGUGACGGUCGAAGAUAGGGUGCCAAGCAGCGCGCGGAAGGGAAACUUAGAUGAGAGACAAAUAAGCAGCAGUUCCUCGCUGAUGAAAGACAAGAAGUGCAAGCAGCCCAGCUCUCCCGGUGCUAGGUUAGUCGGCCUACUCAACUCUUUCCUCCAUCAAGCGGCUUCCGGGAGGAAGCUCAAGUGUUUGAACCCCACCUCGACGACCAGAGAGCCACCGGAGGAGGGGGAUGCGAAGGAGGAGAAUAGCCUUGUGGGGAGAGAGAGAAGAAGAAGCAUCAGCCGUUCCCAAAGCACCAACAGCACUGGUUCCAAAUCCAGCAAGUUCUGUGGCAGCAGCAGCUUUACGAAUCCAGACUUGUAUCCAUACAAUUACCGUACUACUCCAUCGAUGAGUUACAAGUGCAACCGGGGCCAAAAAUCUGUCACCUUCUGCCCACGAAUCGAGGCAUGGAGAAGCACAAGCAUCACCGAGCUGCUGCACAACAGUGGAGUACAAAAGGAAAAGGAUUACGGACUCCACGGAAUUAGAACCGAGGAGAGAGAUGCGCAUGACAGGGAGAACAAAAAAUGGGUACUGAACGACCCCGGCGAUCAGUAUCCGGGAAGAGAUUGGUUCGGGGAUUAUGAUCUUCCAUUGCCAGGGGUAAGAAAGAACUCGAUCAGAGGGGAAGAAGAAGAGGAGGAGGAGGUGUCUGACUCCAGCUCCGAUCUGUUCGAGCUGAAGAUCUGUGAUCAUGCUGUGCUCUCGGACGGCUUGCCCGUCUUCGCAACUACAGACAUCGAAGUCAUCAACAGAGCAAGUACUGCAUCUUAGUUAGCCAUCUUGUUUCUCUCUCCCUCAUCUCUCCAACUCCUCUUCUCUGUAGAUUUGGUGUGAGACAUGAUGGAGUGGCUGGAGCUUUUGAUGUGAAGCAAUGGUGUUCCUUUCAAUAUUCACUACUUUUUGUUUA
Molecule: messenger RNA, 2395 nt
Organism: Musa acuminata subsp. malaccensis (wild Malaysian banana)
Lineage: Eukaryota; Viridiplantae; Streptophyta; Magnoliopsida; Zingiberales; Musaceae
Product: protein BIG GRAIN 1-like E
Biological process (GO): auxin-activated signaling pathway
Source: RefSeq, a predicted model, not a curated record